GGCAAUCUCAAAACCCUUAGGACACAAUUCCAAGCAAGAAUUCUUUCUCCCCCAAAGAAGAAAAAUAAUGAAGAAUUAUCAAAACCAACCAUUCUCAAUAACACCAAACCUUAACCUCCUCUUCACAUCUAAAAAGUACCUAAAUACCAUUUUUGUUUAUUUCCUCGUACUUUCUUCAGGUUUAGUCUUUGGAUUUUCCUUUAGUUUUUACCUCAAACACAAAAUUCCCACUAACUUAUUGCCCCUCAAGUUUUACGCCGUCCAGCUACCUCCGGCGUCGGAACUCACCGGAACCCUCCCACCGCCCCCGUCUCCGUCGCCACCGCAAACCUCUGUCACCCUCCCGGAGAAUGCGGCCGCCGCGGAGCACGAACGGGUUGAGGCGCCCACGGGCGCCAUGCACGGGCUGAACGACGCGGAGCUGAUUCGGAGGGCGUCGAAGGCGGGUGGUUUUCCGUCGUCCGGGAAAACGCCGGCGAAGAUCGCCUUUAUGUUCCUGGCUAGGGAAAGCUUGCCUUUGGCUCCAUUCUGGGAGCUUUUCUUCAGAGGCCAUGAAGGCCUUUAUUCCAUAUACAUUCAUUCUCAGCCAUCCUUCAAUGGAGUUGCGCCUCAUGAGGGCCCCAUCUUCCAUGGCAGAAGGAUUCCAAGUAAGAACGUAGUAUGGGGAACAUUUAGCAUGAUCGAAGCGGAGCGGCGGCUGCUGGCCAACGCCCUGCUCGAUAUCUCCAACCACCGCUUCGUUCUCCUCUCGGAAGCCUGCAUACCUCUCUUCAACUUCACCACCGUCUACGAUUACCUCAUCAACACCAACAAAACCUUCGUCGAGGCUUACGACCAGCCCGGCGCCGUCGCCCGCGGCCGUUACAACCGCCGGAUGCGCCCGUGGGUCACCAUCCAGCAGUGGCGGAAGGGGUCGCAGUGGUUCGCCAUGGACCGGGAGCUCGCCGUCGAGGUCAUCUCCGACGAGAGAUACUGCGCUCUGUUCAAGCGGUUUUGCCGGCCGUCGUGUUACUCCGACGAGCACUACAUUCCGACGUUUGUGACCAUGGUGUCGCCGGGCAGGAACUGGAACCGGACGUUGACCUGGGUUGACUGGUCAAAGCAGGGCCCCCACCCUGCGAAGUUUGGGAGGUACGAGAUCACCGUUGAUUUCUUGGAGAGGUUGAGGAACGGUAGCCGAUGUGUGUAUAAUGGUAGGGUGAGUAGGGUUUGUCAUUUGUUUGCUAGGAAGUUUUCUCCCCUUGCUUUGGAUAGGCUAAUGAGGUUUGGUCCCAAAAUCAUGAUGUUCAAUUCUAAGAAAUGACACUGUAUUCAAAGUGGACAGAUUUCUUAUGCAAUGAUAGUUGAUCAUGUCUGCUAAGUCACUAAGUUGCUG
Molecule: messenger RNA, 1375 nt
Organism: Ipomoea nil (Japanese morning glory)
Lineage: Eukaryota; Viridiplantae; Streptophyta; Magnoliopsida; Solanales; Convolvulaceae
Exons: 2
Coding region: 68-1303 (411 amino acids)
Cellular component (GO): membrane
Molecular function (GO): glycosyltransferase activity
Source: RefSeq, a predicted model, not a curated record